Messenger RNA from Cervus elaphus (red deer), 1126 nucleotides. RefSeq names its product mitochondrial ribosomal protein L53 (gene MRPL53). Gene Ontology annotation, cellular component: mitochondrial large ribosomal subunit. The coding region runs from base 103 to 441 and encodes 112 amino acids. The record is from RefSeq and is a predicted model, not a curated record. The transcript has 3 exons. NCBI's taxonomy places the organism in Eukaryota, Metazoa, Chordata, Mammalia, Artiodactyla, Cervidae.
ACCGAGCGGAGGUCCGUGACUGCGGAAGUGCGGCGCGGCUCACAGACUCUCGCACUAGAGACACUUCCGCCAGCCAAGAGUCCUUCCGGGGCGGGUGUCACCAUGGCGGCGGCCUUGGCUCGGCUCGGACUCCGCUCGGUCAAACAGGUUCGGGUUCAGUUCUGCCCCUUCGAGAAGAACGUGGAAUCGACGAGGACCUUUCUCCAGGCGGUGAGCAGCGAGAAAGUUCGCUGCACGAACCUCAACUGCUCAGUGAUUGCUGACGUGAGGCACGACGGCUCCGAGCCUUGCGUGGACGUGCUGUUCGGAGACGGCCAUCGCUUGAUUAUGCGCGGCACUCACCUGACCGCCCGGGAAAUGCUCACUGCUUUCGCCUCCCACAUCCAGGCCAGGGGCGUGGCGGCGAGCGGGGACAAGCAGAGCGCCAGUACCGGGCGCUGACAGCACAGAAGAGACCAAUCCGGUUUUAACCUAAGACUGCUAGGGACACUUAUUUAAGAAGAACUUAAUUACUGAAAUCACUAUCUGGAGGGCCACAGAACGCCAAAAAAAGAAAAGAGGCCUGUGACUACAAACCUAACCAGUGUUUCUGGGACGAGAAAAGAUGGGAGGGGUGCGGACAAAUUUGAAUUUAUUUCAGUUUCUUACCAUCACUCACUGCUUAGCCCUUUUGAAUUUGGCUUCUCCUUCCACUAUUCAAGGUACCUCUUACUCUUAUUAGAAAUGCUGUUUUCUCAGUCCUCAUCUUUCCAUUUCAGUAGCAUUUGCCGUUCUUAAUUCACUCCUUGUGGAACUUCUCUUCCUCUCGGUGCCUUGUCCUCUCUUAACCAUAAAAGUGUACUACUCUCCUUUCUCUUAUUUUUGGGGCAUCCUGUCUUCUGUCAUGACUUGAACUAUCCUCUUGGGUUAAAUCCUACAUUUCUGUUUGGCUCUAAUCUUAAAUUCUGUGCUAUAUAGUCAGGGUACCUACUACCAGUUUUCUCCAAAUUCCAGCAACACUCUUUGUCUAAAAUAAAACUGAUAAUCUUGUAUACUGUCAAUAAUGAUCCUUGAACAACAGCAGGUUUGAACUGCAGGGGUGCUCCUAUAUGCCUGUUUUUAAAAUAAAUACUACAUUACUACGUGA